Oncorhynchus gorbuscha (pink salmon) is the source of this 2292-nucleotide messenger RNA. RefSeq names its product adhesive plaque matrix protein-like. Lineage: Eukaryota; Metazoa; Chordata; Actinopteri; Salmoniformes; Salmonidae. The record is from RefSeq and is a predicted model, not a curated record. Bases 1 to 2292 code for a protein of 763 amino acids. The transcript has a single exon.
AUGCGAGGGAGCCGGCUGCAUCCAUCAGCUGUGAUUUGUGUCCCUACGACCCCAGCUUCCCCCUACAACCCCAGCUUCCCCCGACAACCCCAGAUUCCACCCUACAACCCCAGCUUCCCCCUACAACCCCAGCUUCCUCCUACAACCCCAGCUUCCCCCAACAACCUCAGAUUCCACCCUACAACCCCAGCUUCCCACAACAACCCCAGAAUCCACCCUACAACCCCAGCUUCCCCCUACAACCCCAGAUUCCACCCUACAACCCCAGCUUCCCCCAACAACCCCAGAUUCCACCCUACAACCCCAGCUUCCCCCUACAACCCCAGAUUCCACCCUAUAACCCCAGCUUCCCCCUACAACCCCAGUACAACCCCAGAUUCCACCCUACAACCCCAGAUUCCCCCAACAACCCCAGAUUCCACCCUACAACCCCAGCUUCCCCCUACAACCCCAGAUUCCACCCAACAACCCCAGCUUCCCCAACAACCCCAGCUUCCACCUUACAACCCCAGAUUCCCCCCAACAUCCCCAGCAUCCCCCAACAACCCCAGAUUCCACCCUACAACCCCAGCUUCCCCUACAACCCCAGCUUCCCCCAACAACCCCAGAUUCCCCCACACCCCAGAUUCCACCCUACAACCCCAGCUUCCCCCUACAACCCCAGAUUCCCCCUACAACCCCAGAUUCCCCCUACAACCCCAGAUUCCUCCAACAACCCCAGAUUCCCCCUACAACCCCAGAUUCCCCCUACAACCCCAGAUUACAACCCCAGAUUCCUCCAACAACCCCAGAUUCCUCCAACAACCCCAGUUUCCCCCUACAACCCCAGAUUCCCCCAACAACCCCAGCUUCCACCCUACAACCCCAUCUUCCCCCAACAACCCCACCUUCCCCCUACAACCCCAGCUUCCCGAACAACCCCAGCUUCCCCUUACAACCCCGGCUUCCCCCUACAACCUCAGCUUCCCCAACAACCCCAGCUUCCUCCAACAACCCCAGCUUCCACCUUACAACCCCAGCUUCUCCCAACAACCCCAGCAUCCCCCAACAACCCCAGCUUUCCCCUACAACCCCAGCUUCCCCUACAACCCCAGCUUCCCCUACAACCCCAGAUUCCCCCUACAACCCCAGAUUCCACCCUACAACCCCAGCUUCCCCCUACAACCCCAGAUUCCCCUACAUCCCCAGAUUCCCCUACAACCCCAGCUUCCUCCAACAACCCCAGAUUCCCCCUACAACCCCAGAUUCCCCUACAACCCCAGAUUCCCCCUACAACCCCAGAUUCCCCCUACAACCCCAGCUUCCUCCAACAACCCCAGAUUCCCCCUACAACCCCAGAUUCCCCCUACAACCCCAGCUUCCUCCAACAACCCCAGAUUCGCCCUACAACCCCAGAUUCCCCCUACAACCCCAGAUUCCCCCUAUAACCCCAGAUUCCACCCUACAACCCCAGCUUACCCCUACAACCCCAGCUUCCCCCUACAACCCCAGCUUCCCCCUACAACCCCAGAUUCCCCCUAUAACCCCAGAUUCCCCCUACAACCCCAGAUUCCCCCUACAACCCCAGCUUCCCCCUACAACCCCAGAUUCCCCCUACAACCCCAGAUUCCUCCAACAACCCCAGCUUCCUCCAACAACCCCAGAUUCCCCCUACAACCCCAGAUUCCUCCAACAACCCCAGCUUCCUCCAACAACCCCAGAUUCCCCCUACAACCCCAGAUUCCUCCAACAACCCCAGCUUCCUCCAACAACCCCAGAUUCCACCCUACAACCCCAGCUUACCACUACAACCCCAGCUUCCCCUACAACCCCAAAUUCCCCCUACAACCCCAGAUUCCCCCUACAACCCCAGCUUCCCCCUACAACCCCAGCUUCCCCCUACAACCCCAGAUUCCCCCUACAACCCCAGAUUCCUCCAACAACCCCAGCUUACCCCUACAACCCCAGCUUCCCCUACAACCCCAAAUUCCCCCUACAACCCCAGAUUCCCCCUACAACCCCAGCUUCCCCCUACAACCCCAGCUUCCCCCUACAACCCCAGAUUCCCCCUACAACCCCAGAUUCCCCCUACAACCCCAGCUUCCCCCUACAACCCCAGAUUCCCCCUACAACCCCAGAUUCCCCUAUAACCCCAGAUUCCACCCUACAACCCCAGUUUACCCCUACAACCCCAGCUUACCCCUACAACCCCAGCUUCCCCCUACAACCCCAGAUUCCCCUACAACCCCAGAGUCCUCCAACAACCUCAGCUUCCUCCAACAACCCCAGAUUCCACCCUACAACCCCAGCUGA